AUUUUCAAAAUAUAAAUAAUUUAUCAGAAUCUUGUAAAGAACAACUGAACAUAUUUCAUGAAAAUUUAGAGAAUGGUGAAAAUUGGGCAUUACGAAUGAUGGAUGCAUCUUCGAAAUCUGAUUCUGGUUAUUUAAAUUUAAAUGUUGCUGAUUUUGGUUCAUUUGAUGAAUGUAUUAACAUUGAAAUUGACUUUCAAACCCAAAAUAACACAAUUUUUGGAAAAUAUUGUUUAAUUAUGUUUAAUGCAAGUGUCGUGUUCGAGCCAAGACUAAAUCAAUUUAACAAAUCAUUACAUUUAUGGAAUAAACAGGAAAUAAAUUUUAUGGAACAUUUUAUAUACAAGAAUACAGCAUUCGAACCAAUCAAAUCAGUUUGUGUUCCAAAUAGAUGCACUAAAAAUGAUGUGAAAAUUUUAGUUCAUAAUAAUUUUUAUAAUAGUUUGAGUCCCAAUGUUUUUUAUAUUGAUCAGUGUCAAACAUUGCCCAAUUAUCCAAAAAUUGAUUCCCUGGAUGUAAUUGCAAUAUUGUUUCCCGUUGUACUUAUAGUUUUUCUAUUUUAUAUAACCUUGGGAAAAUUUUGUGGAUAUGGGCCGUUUUAUUUGGAUAAUAUAGCUGAUGUCGAAUAUUGGCGGAAUAAAGCAUGGGCACAAAUACUUGGAGUUGCAAAUUUUUAUAUAAUAAUGCGUAGAACCGCAUCAAUUUCGCACUUCUGGUACGUUCAAUGCGAUUCUCAACUAUAUCUUUUUACGCCGAUUGCAUUUCUAAUUUAUACAAAACGUUCGAAGAAAAGUGGUUUAGUAUUCAUGGGUAUUACGCUAUUAACAUCGAUAAUAACUGUUUUGGCAUGUGGAUAUUUAGUCACCGCAUGUUAUAAUGUACAUUCAAGAGAAUAUUUUGAUUUAUUGUACAAGAUGCCUUAUUUUCGGGCAAAUCCAUGGAUAAUGGGUUUAAUAUGUGCGUAUUUCUUUACUCAAAUAACGACUUCGCCACUGAAAUCGAAUUCUAAGAUUAAAAUAUAUUCUUGUUGGAUUAUUACCCUUUUGAUAAUGUCAUUCGCAUUUUUUGGAGAAACGCCCAUUAAAUUAUGCGCCGAUUGUCAAAUAUUUUAUGUGUAUUACGAUACAUUCGUAAAUAUAUUUUGGAGCUUGGCAAUUUUUUGGUUAAUUAUAUACUGUUAUCAUAUUAACGCGGAAGCGAAUGCAAAAAAACUAAACUUUGAUAAUAAUUAUUGUAUACCAUUAACAAGCAAGGGAUUGGAUAAUAUGCAAGGAUUGUAUAAUACUAGGGAUUUCUGA
Molecule: messenger RNA, 1295 nt
Organism: Chrysoperla carnea
Lineage: Eukaryota; Metazoa; Arthropoda; Insecta; Neuroptera; Chrysopidae
Exons: 7
Coding region: 96-1295 (399 amino acids)
Source: RefSeq, a predicted model, not a curated record